AUGUCGUCCACAGGUGGACAACAAGGCAAUGCCAGUGAAAAUUCGUCGAAUUCGCUUUCGGGCAUGAUCUCGACCCUGGUCCCGACUGCCAUUCUUGCUGGUGCCUUUGUCACCGCCUUCAUCAUUGCGCGCAAGUACUUUCGCAGAGUCUAUGCACCUCGAACCUACCUCAACCAUUUGGGAGAGCAGCGCCAGACCCCAGCCCCGAGCGGGGGCUUCUUCAAAUGGAUCAAGGACUUCAAAAACCUCAAGGACGAGUACAUUCUGGACCACCAGUCCAUUGACGGUUAUCUGUUUGUCCGCUUCUUCAAGGUCCUCAUCGUCAUCAGUUUCCUUGGCUGUCUGAUCACUUGGCCCGUCCUUUUUCCGAUCAAUGCUACCGGUGGCGCGGGCCAACAGCAGCUCGACCUGCUCUCCAUGAGUAACAUCAGGGCCGAGGGUAAAAACGUCAAUCGCUACUACGCCCAUGCCUUGGUCUCUUUCAUCUUUCUCAGCCUCAUCCUCGUCAUCGUCGCCCGCGAGUCCUUCUAUGUUGUCAAUCUGCGACAGGCGUACCGUCAAUCGCCAUGGGGUGCCAGUCGUUUGUCCUCGCGCACCAUUCUCUUCACAAAUGUACCGACCACGCUGAGCCAGACUGCCCUCUUCGAGAUGUUUCCAGGCGUCAAGCAUGCGUGGGUGGCUUCCAACACUAAAGAACUCGACAAGCUAGUCGAGGACCGUGAUGACACUGCUCUCAAGCUGGAAACGGCACUGGUCCAGCUCUCUACCGAUGCCAACAAGGAAAGACUCAAGGCUGACAAGGGCAAGAAGCACUUUGUGGCGGCAGAGGUGGCCGACGGUAGCAAAUGGAUCAAUCCCAAGAAGCGUCCAACGCACAAGCUCAAGUUCCUCAUUGGAAAGAAGGUCGACACGAUUGAAUAUGGCCGCUCGCACCUGGCUGAGAUUCUCCCCAAGGUUACUGCAGAGCAGGGCAAGCACUGGAAUGGCCAAGGCGAUCUUGUCGGAGCCGUCUUUCUCGAAUUCGCGACACAGAGGAAUGCACAGGACGCCUGGCAGAUGAUGCAGAAGCGCAAGACCAAGCCGAACGACAAGCUACAGGCCCGCCAGCUCGGCGUCAUGCCUCAAGAGGUUGUGUGGGGUAAUCUACGCAUCAAGCCCGCCGAACACAUGGCUCGCUGGUUCGCAGCUACCGCUUUUAUUACCGUCAUGAUCAUCUUCUUCGCGGUUCCCGUCGCGUUUGUCGGUCUAGUCUCCAACGUCAAUUACUUGGCCGAUCGGUUCCCCUGGCUGCGAUGGAUCUUGGACAUUCCACAAGUCAUUCUCGGUGUGAUUACCGGUCUGCUGCCUGCUGUUAUGCUUGCAGUUUUGAUGGCAUUGGUGCCCAUUGUCUGUCGUCUGAUGGCGAAAUUGGCUGGUUAUGUCACAUACAGCCAGAUCGAACUCAAGACUCAGAGCUGGUACUUUGCCUUCCAGGUCGUUCAAGUCUUCCUGGUCGCUACAAUGUCCAGCGCUAUUGUGUCUGUCAUCGAUGAUGUGCUCAAGAACCCGGGCAUGGUCCUCAGCCUUCUCGCAAUGAACUUGCCCAAGGCCUCCAACUUCUACAUCAGCUACUUCAUCCUGCUGGGUCUCUCGUCUGCUGCUGGCACCCUCCUGAACAUUGGUGGCUUCGUCGUAGUCGUUCUGCUUGGCCGUAUUCUCCCCGGCAAAACCCCACGCAAGAUAUUCGAGAAGUUGACGAAGCUGUCGGCACCUGCAUGGGGUUCCGAGUUUCCCAAGUGGAUCAACUUGGGUGUCAUUGCCAUUACUUACUCUGGUAUCGCUCCUCUGAUCCUCGGUUUCGCCACUGUCGGUUUUACCCUCAUCUACAUUGCUUUCCGUUACAACUUCCUCUAUGUUUACGAGACCGAUAUUGACACCAAAGGCGAGGCGUACCAAAAGGCCCUCCGCCAGCUUCUCACUGGCGUCUACCUCUCUGAACUCUGCCUCAUUGGAUUGUUUGCUAUUUCCACGGCAGAGAGCCCUUAUGCCGCUGGUCCUUUGGCCAUUAUGUGUAUCAUACUGGCCCUGACCGUCGUUUUCCAGCUCACGAUGAAGAAAGCGCUCGAGCACGAAGAGGCACGCCUUGCCUACGGCAAUCCCGCGCCCCUAAACGGCCAUCACGAGGACGGACUGAACACAGAGAAGACGCAACCAACCGAAGGAGCCGUCUCCUCUCACGCCCCUCGGCCAUCAAAAAUGCCCGCUUUCCUCCGCAAACUCUUCAACCCGGAAUCGCAUUCUAUCCAACACUUGUCUGCAUCCCUCGAUCGAUUCUACCACACGCCCCAGGAACCUCUACCCGAAGAAAUCGCAAAGCGCGCCUAUUUCAACCCGUCCGUCACGAGCCCGACACCCGUCAUUUGGAUCGUGCACGACGACAUGGGCAUCAGCGAGCGCGAGAUUAGGGAGACGCGCAAGGCCGUUCCCGGCCUCGAGAUUACGGAUGAACAGGCGGUUUUCAACGAAAAGGGAAAGGUGUACUGGAAGGGUGUUGACGAUGGCAAGGCCAGGGAAGCACCCGUCUUUGACGAGCGGAUAACUUAUUAA
Plenodomus lingam JN3 is the source of this 2586-nucleotide messenger RNA. RefSeq lists its product as uncharacterized. Gene Ontology annotation, cellular component: plasma membrane. Gene Ontology annotation, molecular function: calcium-activated cation channel activity. The record is from RefSeq and is a predicted model, not a curated record. Lineage: Eukaryota; Fungi; Ascomycota; Dothideomycetes; Pleosporales; Leptosphaeriaceae.